Molecule: messenger RNA, 1367 nt
Organism: Caenorhabditis elegans
Lineage: Eukaryota; Metazoa; Nematoda; Chromadorea; Rhabditida; Rhabditidae
Gene: fnta-1
Product: Protein farnesyltransferase/geranylgeranyltransferase type-1 subunit alpha
Exons: 4
Coding region: 10-996 (328 amino acids)
Molecular function (GO): prenyltransferase activity; CAAX-protein geranylgeranyltransferase activity; protein farnesyltransferase activity
Source: RefSeq, marked reviewed
GCGGAGAAAAUGUCGGACAGCGAUAUUCCAUCUUCAACUCUCUACAAAGAUAACGUAGAUUGGAAGGAUAUUACGCCGAUCUACCCGAGUAAGGAGGAAGAAGUUGCUGUUAAGAUCGCUGUUACGGAAGACUUCACCGAUGCUUUCGCCUACUUCCGUGCAAUUCUAAUAAAAAACGAGAAGUCGGAUCGAGUGAUGGCACUUCUCGAGGAUUGCAUUAGACUUAAUCCAGCGAAUUACACAGUUUGGCAGUAUCGCCGCGUGUGUCUCACCGAGUUGGGAUGGGAUUUGAAGAAGGAGAUGCGGUAUCUCAGCGAUAUUAUUCAAGAAUCACCGAAAAACUAUCAAGUCUGGCAUCACCGUCGCUUCAUCGUCGAAACGAUUGGAGAAAGUGCGGUGAACGAUGAGCUUCAUUUUUGCUCGGAAGUCAUCCGCGACGAGAACAAAAACUAUCACGCGUGGCAGCACCGUCAAUGGGUUGUACGGACUUUCAAGGUUCCACUGGAGAAAGAGCUCACAUUUGCUCUUCACAUGCUUCUUCUCGAUAAUCGCAACAAUUCGGCGUAUAAUUAUCGCUAUUUUCUGAUGACUCUCUACGAUAAGACGGAGGAUGCGAGCCAGCUUGACAUUGAGAUCAACCUCGCCAAGAAGUUCAUUGAGAAUAUUCCGAACAACGAAAGUGCCUGGAACUACCUCGCAGGGCUUCUCAUCACAAAUGGAGUAACCUCGAACAGUGAUGUUGUCAGUUUUGUGGAGGAUUUGUAUGAGACAACUCCUGAAGAGAAACGGUCACCAUUCCUUCUUGCAUUUAUCGCCGAUAUGAUGCUCGAAAAUAUUGAAAACCAAAAGUCUGCGGAAGAAAGCGCUGGGCGCGCUAAAAAGCUCUACAAGGAUCUUCAAUCGAUCGACCCGGUUCGAGUCAACUACUACCGCCAUCAGAGUCUUCUUGCUCAAACGAUGCUCAUCAAGGCACAGACGAAGGUCACUGCCAAGUAAUUCUUUCUGAAUUCCACGUUUUUUUUGUAUUUAUAUGUUUUUGUGUAAGUAUAUCCCAAUGAUUUCCCACAAUUUGCCGUCCUACUUAUUUAUUUAAAAAAUUUUUUUUUAAAUUAUUAUUCAAUGAUGCUUUUUUUAUAGUUUAUUCUUAAUUUUUAUACCUUUUGUCACGUUUUUUAGUUGAAAGGCAAGAGAAAAUGGAAAUUUCCGAGGCACAGCGGCACUCCGAUAUCUUUCAUGCGCCUUUAAGUUUGGAGUACUGUAGAUUUUGAAUUUUUUUUCUUGAAUUAUUGCAAAUAAUUGAAAUAUUUCGAAAUCAACUGUUUAUUCAUCAUUUCGGCUACCAGUUUUCUUUGUUUCUGAGAGAAAUA